CCAUAAUCAUUACAGUUAAUUUGGAUAUAACCUAUUAUUAUUGAAGUAAAUCAUUGCAAUUCAGUUUAGAAUAAUUGCAUUUGACCAAUCAUUGUUUAUUGAAUUUGUGACUUAACUGCAGAAAGAGUUGAUUUCUAAUUGCAAUUUAUAAUGCAAAUCUGUGCAAAAGGUCUAAUAAUUGAUAUCUUUUUUAUUUAGAUCAGAAUAAAUGGAUAGUUAUACUUUUUGGUGGGAUGCUAUUAGCAACCAAAUUUACAUUUGGAGCAAUGGAAAAGACCUGCAACUGCAGCACAAAUAUCACCUUUCAGAAAUUUAGGACUAAAUUAGCUCCUGAGACAUGUUGUUUGAAUUUCACAUGGACUAAAAUCGAUAUUUUGGACUGGAGCAUCUUUGCUGGAACUGUAGGGUUGAAAGAGCUGCACCUAUCAAACUGUGAUAUAUCACAUAUUAAGAAUUUUGUGUCCUCACGGGAGGUUGACGGCGCAGCCAUGACUGUCUCCUAUACCUUGAAAGUGGCCAAUGCUCGCUUUGGGGGCUUCUCUAAGCUGCUCUUCCGCUGGAAAGGGAGCAUCUACAAGCUGCUGUACAAGGAAUUUCUGGGCUUCAUUGUGCUGUAUGCAGGACUGAGUGCCAUUUACCGGUACCUUCUCAAUGAAUAUCAGAAACGUCUCUUUGAAAAGGUAGCUAAAUAUUGCAAGAGCUCCACUGACCUCAUCCCUCUGUCUUUUGUCCUAGGUUUUUACGUCACACUGAUUGUGAACCGUUGGUGGGCCCAAUACACCAGCAUUCCCCUGCCAGAUCAGCUGAUGUGUGUCAUUUCCAGCAACGUUCAUGGGAAAGAUGACAAGGGUCGGAUUUUGCGGCGCACACUCAUUCGUUACGCCAACUUAUCUUCUGUCCUGAUCUUGCGUUCAGUCAGCACCAGAGUGCUUAAGAGAUUCCCCACUAUGGACCACAUCGUAGAAGCUGGUUUUAUGACACAGGAUGAACGUAAGAAAUAUGAGAGUCUCCAUUCAGACUUCAACAAGUAUUGGAUCCCCUGUGUGUGGUUCACCAAUCUAGCUGCGCAGGCACGACGAGAAGGGAGGGUCCGCGAUGAUGUGGCACUCAGAUUGCUCAUGGAUGAACUGAACCUCUACCGUGCCAAAUGCAGCAUGCUUUUUCACUUUGACUGGAUCAGUAUCCCCCUAGUGUACACACAGGUGGUCACUAUAGCGGUCUAUUCUUUCUUUGCAUUUUGUGUGGUUGGCCGCCAGUUCCUGGAUGGAGAUCUAGACAUAUAUGUUCCCUUGCCCACACUCCUACAGUUCUUCUUUUAUGCUGGGUGGCUGAAGGUGGCUGAACAAAUAAUUAAUCCCUUUGGAGAGGAUGAUGAUGAUUUUGAAACUAAUAAAUUGAUAGACAGAAAUCUUCAGGUAUCGUUGCUUUCAGUGGAUGACAUGUACCAGAACCUGCCUCCAACUGGGAAGGACAAAUAUUGGAAUGAAUCUACAGCUCAACCACCCUACACAACAGCCACAUUGGCAGAGACCUUGAAACCUUCCUUCAUGGGCUCCACCUUUGAUAUGCGGAUGAGCGAUGACCCAGAGCAGAAUCAGCAGGUCGAUGCCUCACCCAGCAUGAACCGCAUACAGACACCUUUGCUCAGCCGCUUUUAUGCUGCUGCCGCCUCUCCAGCAAUUAGCCUCAAAAAUUUUGGGAAGGGCAACCGGAUUUCCCACCCUCAGUUACUGCGCUUGAGAUCUGAGGGUAUCUUUCCUUCUGCCAGUCCCAACUUCAAUCGCAGAGAAGAUCCAGAGGCAGUUGGCCGUAUUGACGAGGAAGAGACAGAGGACGAGGAAACAGGAAUUAGUGAAACCGGUAUGCCUCACAAUGCAGAGAGAAAAGAUAUACCCAUUAUUACUGUGAUAGGAUCCCUAGAUGACAGCAUCAGCAGUAUUGAACAGCCAUCAUCUAGCUAAGAUCAUCAAAUUUCUGGCUGCAAUUAUUUGAUCAACUAUGGCAGGGGUGUCAAGCUCAAGGCCUAUGGGCCGGAUCCAGUCUGUGGGGUGCUUAGAUCUGGCCCUGGAAACAAGACGACCAGCCUGUGGUGCAUCUGCCAGAGAAAAGGGAGCUUGGGAGAACCACACAUGCCACCCCCCACCCCCCCCAAGCUCUGUUUUCACUGGCAGGGGGUUGCAGGAGGCAGUCACAGCCAAAAACAGAGCUUAGGGACCCAUUUCCACUGGCAGAGUGCUUGGGCCACCAUAGGUUUCCCUGAAUAACAUUGAGCUGGCCACUCACCCUUGCCCCCCAAGGUCAAAUACAACCCUGAUGCAGCCCUCAAUAAAAUUGAGUUUGACACCCCUGAACUAUGAAGAUAUUUUCAGGUUAUAUUUUUAAUGACCAGAGAUCCUGACCAUUUUCAUCAGCACACAAAAAAGCAAAUAUGGUUGCUGGGAAAUAAAUUUCUGAACUCCAAGAAAAGUAAAAAAAACCCACACAUUUACUGGUACGUAAAACUGGACUAUGUUCUCCUUCCAAUCACCCCAAGCAGCCCACAAUCCACAAGUCACUUCCAUUACGGUAAACACAUUGCCAUUUAUUUGGUCAUAGACCCCUUUUCACUCAAAAUUAACCAAACAUGUUGUUCUUGAGUUCUUUGUGCCUUCUGUAUUUAGCUGUCUGGGUUCUUUGUGCCAGAUAUAUUAACAGAGAUAUGUAUUUUCUUUAAUAACCUAGCCAAACUUCGUUUAGCUUAUGA
Messenger RNA from Thamnophis sirtalis, 2743 nucleotides. Lineage: Eukaryota; Metazoa; Chordata; Lepidosauria; Squamata; Natricidae. The record is from RefSeq and is a predicted model, not a curated record.